Monoraphidium neglectum is the source of this 1680-nucleotide messenger RNA. RefSeq lists its product as hypothetical. Lineage: Eukaryota; Viridiplantae; Chlorophyta; Chlorophyceae; Sphaeropleales; Selenastraceae. The record is from RefSeq and is a predicted model, not a curated record. The transcript has a single exon. The coding region runs from base 1 to 1680 and encodes 559 amino acids.
AUGAAGGAGUUUGAGCAGCAGCAGCUGGCCCAGAAGGAGCAGAAGCUGAAGCAGCGCCGCCACCGCCUCGGGCGGCAGCUGCGCUCCCACAUGCUCGAGCGCGCGAGCCCCUCCCCAACGCCGACCCCCGGCCGCGACAUGUCGCACGCGCCGGACGGCGCGUCCGCCGCGAACGAGAGCGCGGGGCGGGGCGGCGCUGGGGCGCAGGCGGCGGGGGGGCCGAAGCAAGGCGGCCCCCGGGGUGCUGCUGCCAAGGCAGUGGGCGCAGCCGGCGUUGUCGAGGCCCCCGUCGAGGAUGAGGGCGUGCUGUCUGAUGAGCAUCAUUCGGUCUUGACGGGCAGCCCCAAGCUGGCCAGCUGUGCCGCGGGCUCGGCGGCCGGCAGCACCAACGCCCCACGCGCGCCGCCCGCGCCGCCGCUGCGCCUGUCAUCCCUGACGCUGCCCGGCGCGGAGCGGCCGGCCGCGAGCGAGGGGAGCGUGCGGCAGGGCGGCGCGGCCGCCGUGGGGGCCGGCGAGGCGCAAAGCGGCGGGCCGCGCGGCGCCACGCUGACGAGGACGCCGACCACCACCGGCCCAGUGCCUGACUCUGAUGGCGACUGCAGCGUCGGCAGCACGUCUGGCGCCGCGCCGCGCUCGACCCCCGGCACCCCCCGCAGCUUCGGCGCGCCGUCGUCGCCGUUCGCGGGCCGAGGCGGCGCCCGCGGCGCCUGGAACGUCCGCGGCGGCGGCGCCGCGGCGCCGGCUGCCGUGUUUUCGGAGGUCGCGGCGCGCGCGGGCGUGGGCAGCCUCUCAAGCACAGCCGCCCCGCCUCCUGACGCCCGCGAGGCGGCGCCGCCCGCCGCGGCCGCUGCAGGGGUCGCCGUGAACGCUGCUGUCGGGCAGGACGGGGCGGCGUCCGCGGGCCGGGGCCAGGCGGAGGCGCCCGUGCUCGAGGUGGACCUGCCCACCGGAGUGCCGCAGCGCCAGGCAGCGCUGCAGCGCCUCGAGGCGCAGCAGCAGCAGCAGCUGCAGCUCGCGCGCGAGCGCGGCUCGAGCGCGCGUGCGGCGGAGGCGGGCAGGUCGGCGCGGCAGCGCAAGGACGCGAUCGCGGCGCUCGCGGCGCAGGAGCAGCAGCGGCUGGGGAUCGACAGCCCCACCGCGGCCGCGGCGGCGAAGGCAGACGCCGAGCGCUCGGCCCUGCCCUCCGGCGAGGCCAAGGCGGCGGCUGCGGACGGCUCCAAAGCGGGGCCGCGGCCGCAGCAGCGGGGCCAGGAGCACGCCCGGGCUGCAGCGGCAGGAGCAGGGGCCGACGGGCUCGAGCCGCAACUGCAGCCGAAGACCGCCGGCGCCGGCGGUGCCCAGAAGGUACUGCAGGCAGACCGGCGCGCGCCGCAGGGCGGCGGCGCAGGCGGGCCGGCCGGCGAGAGCGCGGAGGACGAGGAGGGCGUGAUGGCGGUGGUGACGCAGCGCGGGGAUCAGGGCGCCGACUCUGCGGCCGCCAAGGAGCAGGCGGACGCGGGAGCGGCGGACGGCGGCUGCGCGAAGACGUCGACGAUCACUGUGAAGCGGCUGCUGCGGGAGACGACCCCCAGCCGCAUCCCCCCGGCGCCGGCGCCGCCGCAGGAGUGGGGCGCUCAGGGGGGGCAGGCGGGGCUGCUGUCAAGGGUCAAGUCCAUCCCCGCGCCCCAGAAGAACGCCUGA